Molecule: messenger RNA, 2223 nt
Organism: Paramecium sonneborni
Lineage: Eukaryota; Ciliophora; Oligohymenophorea; Peniculida; Parameciidae
Source: the annotation of a GenBank genome assembly
AUGUAAUUUGCAAUCCUAAAUUUAAAACCCUCUAAUUUAUUUGAAGAUGAUGAUAAUGAAUGUGUCAUUACUGAUUUUUCUCCCUUUUCUAAUGAAAAUGCAGAAUUAUAUUUACCUCCUGAAUCUAUAGCAGCUUUACAAAAGAAUUAGAUUUAAAGAUUUGCAUCUGAUGAAACAAAUCAAUUGGAAGGAGAUCCAAUAAAACUUGAUAUUUGGUAAUUGGGUUUAACAUUUCUUUAGAUGGCUUCAUUACUAGAUAUUGAAGAAUUAGUAAUAUUAAGAGAUUCAAAAGUUUAAGUUUCUGUUAGAGCCAUUAAAAUAAAGUAAACUGUAAAAAAGUUAUAUGGAUAUCAUUUUUUGAGUCUGAUAGAAAGAAUGUAGAAAGAAAUCCUUCAAUGAGAUCACCAAUAAAUGAUUUAGAAUAUAUGAUCUAAGAUUUUUUAAGUGAUGAAAUAAUUAAUCAUGAUAAGAAUUUACUGCAACCUAAUCCAGAUUUGUUAUUAGAUGAAUUAAAAUUAAGAGUCACAGAGUAGAAAUCACAAACAGUAGUAUAAUAUUUGUCUAAAUAUCAAAUGUAAUCAGUUAGUUGGAAAUUAAAAACAACUAAUUUUUGGUAGGUAUUGGAUGAUAUUAAAAUAUCAAUAAGCUUCUAAGAAAAAGUAGCUUUAUUAUAACUUUAUGGUAUAGAAAAUAAUGAUAAAAUUGAUCUGUCUAAAUGGAUUUAAACACUAAAAGAAGUCAUUAAAUUAGGAAAAUUGAGUUAAGUAUAAAAUCAAGAAUUACUUGAAAUGCUGAAAGAAUUAAACUAAUAUUUAGCAGACAUUAAUAUUAAUUUAAUAGAAAUUUUAAAAGAAAAUGAUUAGGAAUAAUUAGGAUACUUACCUUUUGAUAAAUUUGAAAACAUUAUCACAUAAUAAGGAAUGUAUUUAAAUUUAGAAGAUAGUUCUCUUUUAAAAUUAAAGUAUGAUCCUCAAAAGAAGAACAUUAUUUAUUAUGAGCACUUUUGUAAUGAUAUUAAAUAAUCAAAUUAGUAAUAAUUAGGAUUGGAGGAAUUAAAAAAAGAAUAUGUAUAAAGAUACUAGAGAUAGAUACAAUAUAUCAAUCUCAUUUUUUUUAAAUUAUGAUAGUAAAUUAAAAGGAUAUCUUUAAUAUGAUGAUAUCUACAAAUUUUUAAAUGAAAAUGGAUAUCACCCUAAACCAGAAGUUUUUAAAAAAUUACUUUAUAAUUUGGAUUAACAAAAUAAAAAAAAGAUAACCUUUGAGAAUGUGAGAAUAUUCUUUGAAAUUAAUAUAAAUUAAGAUUUAAAAAAAAUCCUAACUCAACUUAUUAAUGGUUUGCAUAGUGUCUAGAUGACAUUACCCUAAUUAAUUAAAAGUAGUAUUAAUAGUAGCAGUGUCAUAUCCUAAUCAUAAUUUUAUAAUACUCUUAAGCAAACUAAUAAUCAUCUUCAAUAGACUGAUUUUUAGUUUUUGUUAAAUUAUUUUCGUGUCAAAGAUGAAAUAGAGUAUCCUCAUUUCAUUUAAGCAUUAGCAGUUAAGGCAAGGGAUUUGUAAAUUUGUAAUUGGAAAUAUUUAUAAUAAGUUGAUGGUAGAGUUAGUUUUUUAGAAAAAGAUGAUUUUGAUGAUUCAGAGUUAACAUUUUAAGAGUUAAUUAAUUUCAAUCCAAAAUCAUUUAAUUCUUAAAGAGAGUUUUUACAAUUUAUUACUAAAAAAUUUUAAGAAAGAGAUGAAAUUGCUAAUUCUUCUUUUAGGUGUAAUUAAGAAAUUGCUAAGAUUGUUCUUUCUAUAUCUUAAUAUAUGGAAAAAGAAACCUGUACUUUACUUGAUUUCUAUAGAUAGACUGAUAGGGAUAAGGAUUAUUGUAUUUCUAAUGAAGAAUUUACUGAACUGUUAUAAAGUACAAUUGGAUAUACUAGUACUUAGAAUAUAUAAAAAUAAUUAUUUGAGAUAUUUGAUAUGGAUAGUGAUGGUAAAAUUAACUUUACAGAAUUCGAGUAUUAAGUAUACAAACGGAAUUAAAUAACGGCUAAAUAAAUUGAAGAAAUGAAAUAUGUGAUGUUGAAUGGAAGAAAUCCUUACAUUGAACAACUGAGAUCCGCCAAGUACGAUAUUAGCAAGGUCAACUAUAUCCAAUUUUAUGGAAUGUCUUCUUAAUAUAAUUUAAAAUUUUUUGAUCAAAAUUAAAUCAAUAUGUAUUUUCAUUUAUAAUUUUUUUAAAAUUGA